Messenger RNA from Vollenhovia emeryi, 1460 nucleotides. RefSeq names its product odorant receptor 22c-like. Bases 144 to 1361 code for a protein of 405 amino acids. Gene Ontology annotation, biological process: sensory perception of smell; detection of chemical stimulus involved in sensory perception of smell. NCBI's taxonomy places the organism in Eukaryota, Metazoa, Arthropoda, Insecta, Hymenoptera, Formicidae. The record is from RefSeq and is a predicted model, not a curated record. Gene Ontology annotation, molecular function: olfactory receptor activity; odorant binding. The transcript has 7 exons. Gene Ontology annotation, cellular component: plasma membrane.
UAGUACUCGGGAUAAUAAUGUUAAUAUUUAAUGUACCUUCCGCAAAUAAGUUUUCAUACGUUUUCAACUAAGUUAUUUCACAAACAUGUGUGACGAUCAACUUUUACUUUAGAAUUGUUUGAAAGAACGAAGCAGUUCUCUUCAUGUUAGACAAUGACAUGGACAUUUCGGUCUCUUCUGGUUAUAAAGAUUACGUAUGGGCGGUGUCACUAUAUCGUUUCGGCUUGAAAGUGUUUGGCUUGUGGCCCAAUAACGAUAACAGUGCUAAAAGAAAUUUGUGGACAGAACUUCAAAUAGGGUCUAUUUUAUUUUUAUUAAUAUUUGUUACUAAUGUUCCAAUGGUACAUGCGACUAUACGAGUUGGGGGUGAUAUAGUACUUGUAAUAAGCAGUUUACAAAUGACAAUACCCUUACUGAUAAUAACAAUAAAAUAUAUUAUUAUGCAAGGAAAACGAUCAGAUAUUUCGUCGGUUGUAAAUAUGAUGGCGGAAGAUUGGAUGGCACUUAAGUCGGAUACAGAAAGACGUGUGAUGAUAAGACGAGCACGAACUGCUCGAUUAAUCAUGACAAUGGGAUACAUUCUUGCGAUGGUGGGAUGUGUCGUAUUACUCGUACCACCUUAUUUUGGCUCGGAACCAGUGCAAACAACAAAUUUCAUGAAUCGAAGCAAAUCGUUACCGUUGGAGACGUAUACCUUCUACGAUACAGAUAAGAGUCCGCAGUUUGAAUUAACAUAUCUCCUUCAUGCCAUAACAACUUUAAUAGGAGGUAUCAUUGAAACGUGUAUAGAUCUUUUUUUAGUACUAAUAGUUCUUCACGUUAGUGGUCAGUUAGAGAUCUUUAGGUACCGAUUAAUUAGAUUAAUCUCAUGUGAGAAUUUCAACGAAGCUCUAAGUGAUAUCGUAAGAAAACAUUUACGAUUAAUCAGAUUUGUUGACACUAUUGAAAGUAUGUACUCUUUAGUGAUGCUUAUAUUGUUACUUUAUUUUGGUGUCACCUUUUGCCUAAACGGUUUUCUAUGUACUAUUAUACUUACUGACAUAGAAUCAGAUGGGGCUGUAGUGCAAGCAUUAUACUCAUCAGUGGCUACAAUUUUCUUAUUGAUGAACACUUUUCUCUUUUGUUUUGCGGGAGAGAUUAUAACGGAGCAGAGUGAUGCAGUGUUUCGUGCUAUGUAUGAUCUGGAGUGGUACAAUUUGGAAUCUAAAAAUGCUAGAAAUCUUAUUUUAUUAAUGAUACGAGCCAGUCGUUGUCUUCACAUUACCGCAGGAAAAGUUAUUCCCCUAACGAUGACUACUUAUUGCAGUGUGUUAAAAACAUCAUGUGGUUAUAUAUCGGUUUUACUGGCAAAACGUGAUUGAAUGAUGGUGUCUUAACAUAUUCACGGAAAAUAUGGAUGUGUUUGGAAAUGAAUAGUUAUGAUAUAGUUGUAUUUAAUAAUUCUUGUAGAAAUAAAUGGC